GGGAUUUUCGCUAUCUCCAUCAACGGAUUUGUAAUCUACGUAAAAAAUGCUUGAAAUUGUUUUUUCUGAUUUUUAAGAAAAGUGCCUAAAUUGAACUAUUACCUAUGUUGUUAAAGAAGAAAGUGUUUUAAUGGAACUGUAACAUAAAUCUGCUCAUUUGACCUGGUGAUUGAAAAAGAAGAUGUUAUAAUUGAUCAAAAUUUACACAAAGAAUUCAUUAACAUGGGGGAAAUAUUUAAUGGAAGUGAAAUCAUUAGUACUGAAGAUAAAACGUUCGAAGAAAGUAAAAAUGUUCCAAUGGUUCCUGCAAAUGAUAAUUUUUUAAUUAAAAGUGAAUCAUCAUUACACACGGAAUUAAUAAUAAAAGAAGAUUUAGAAACUUCGAAUAAUUUUGAAGAUGAUGAACAAAUAAUUGAUUUUAAAGAAAUUAAACCAUAUUUUAAAGAAAAUUUGCGAAUUAAAAAUGAAAAAUCGUUACACACGGAAUUAAUAAUAAAGGAUGAAGAUAGUGAUAGUGAAAGUGAAACAUCAGACGAUUCUUAUAAUCCGAAUAGUGAUGAAAGUGAUGUAAUUAGUUCGAAACGUCAGCGCCCUAAAAAAUCGUUUAAUUGUGAUGUAUGUGAUAAAAAAUUUCCUCAGAAAAGUGCUUUAACCGUACAUAAACGUGUUCAUACCGGAGAAAAACCUGGUGAUGUGAUUAGUUCGAAACGUCAGCGCAUUAAAAAAACGUAUUAUUGUGAUGUAUGUGAUAAAAAAUUUCCUCAGAAAAGUUGUUUAGACAUACAUAAACGUACACAUACCGGUGAAAGACCAUUUUCUUGUGAAAUAUGCGAUAGAAAAUUUCUUACCCGUCAAAAUUUAUCUAAUCAUAAAUUCAUUCAUACUGGUGAAAAACAACCCAGACCAUUUUCAUGUGAUGUUUGUGAUAAAAAUUUUACAAAACCAUCAGCUUUAGUUCGACAUAAACGUGUUCAUACCGGAGAAAAACCAUUUUCUUGUGAAAUAUGUAAUAAAAGAUUUACACAACGUGGUUCAUUAAAAGAACAUAAACGAAUGAUGCAUGGAACAGGAGGAGAAAAACCUUAUUCAUGUGUAAUUUGUAAUCAAGGAUUUAAUGAAGAAAAUGAUUUAAUUCAACAUAAACGUAUGCAUCCCAAAGAAAAACAUUUUGUGUGUGAAAUUUGUAGUAAAACAUUUUCUCGACGAUGUCAUUUGAAUCGACAUCAAAAAACACAUAGUGGAGAAAAACCAUUUUCUUGUAUACUUUGUGAUAAAGCAUUUAAAGAAAAAAAACAUUUGAAUCGACAUAAACGAACACAUACAGGAGAAAAACCAUUUUCUUGUCUACUUUGCAAUAAAGCAUUUGCUGAUAAAGGUGAUUUAAGUAAACAUGAACGAAUACAUACCGGACAAAAACCGCAUUCUUGUGAUAUUUGUAAUAAAAGAUUUCCACGGAAAGGUCUAGUAAAUACACAUAAACGUGUACAUGAAAAACAGUUUUCAUGUGAAAUUUGUCGUAGAUCGUAUACUCAAAAACAUCGUUUAAAUCGACAUAAACGAAUACACAUAACUAGUACUGUAGGAAACGAAGCAUUUGACUAAGGAAAAAUCUCGCGAGUCGAUAGAUUUUUAUGGAAGCUGGUGGAAAAUGUUUUAAUCCAAUUAAUCUACGAAACGGAUGACAAAAUUGCUAUCAGACAACAAAAAAUACGUUGUUUUAGAAGAAAACAAACUAAAAAUCAUACAAGCACGGAUCCAGGCCCUCAAAAACAAAGUCCUAACCAAGAUUUUGUACAGUGUAUUUGUAAAUUAUUAUAAACUUAUCAAAUGUUAAUUUGUUCGUUCACAAAAAUUACAAAAGUAAAUGUGCGUGUUUACGCAUCACAAUGUCACUAAUAAACUACUGAACCAAUUUUGAUGAAAUUUUUUAAUAAAAUUAUUAGGAGAGAAGAUUUAAAAAUUAAACUUUUAACUUCAAAUAAAAUUAAACGCCCGUAUACAUUUUACAUUAAAUAAUUUUAUUUACUCUCUCUUGACUCUGGUAUGACGGAAUUAUUUUCACAUUCUGUUUACUAUCAUUAAUGACUCGCCGGUACAUUUGAACCACUUUUUUCACUGCCUGGAUAUCGACAUUCAAGUAUUUGACACCACCAUUUGGUUCAUUGAUAACGGAAUCUGAUAUAGGGGCAUGUAAAUUGAUUUCCGAAAAUACUCUUCUACCGAUUUCGCUUUGAUUUUUUCAAUUUUUGGUAUCUACGUGCUUUGAAACGAACGUUUAAACAAACAAAAAAUAUUAGUACAAAAAAUAAUUUUCCUUGCAACGGAAGAGAAGCGAAGUAUAAAUUAUAUAAGACUAGAGUGAUAUCCUCCCGCUUC
This is a messenger RNA of Chrysoperla carnea, 2376 nucleotides long. Its product is annotated as zinc finger protein OZF-like. Gene Ontology annotation, biological process: regulation of DNA-templated transcription. The coding region runs from base 223 to 1602 and encodes 459 amino acids. Lineage: Eukaryota; Metazoa; Arthropoda; Insecta; Neuroptera; Chrysopidae. The transcript is spliced from 2 exons. Gene Ontology annotation, molecular function: RNA polymerase II cis-regulatory region sequence-specific DNA binding; DNA-binding transcription factor activity, RNA polymerase II-specific. The record is from RefSeq and is a predicted model, not a curated record.